Molecule: messenger RNA, 4483 nt
Organism: Argiope bruennichi
Lineage: Eukaryota; Metazoa; Arthropoda; Arachnida; Araneae; Araneidae
Product: zinc finger protein 845-like
Exons: 2
Coding region: 773-2629 (618 amino acids)
Biological process (GO): regulation of transcription by RNA polymerase II; central nervous system development
Cellular component (GO): nucleus
Molecular function (GO): RNA polymerase II cis-regulatory region sequence-specific DNA binding; DNA-binding transcription factor activity, RNA polymerase II-specific; zinc ion binding
Source: RefSeq, a predicted model, not a curated record
UUGCAAUAUUGGCGACAAACUCUUGUGCACACUAUUCUUCACUUAAUCCUUUUAUAUAUUUAAUUAUGUUGCAUAAAUUUCAACAUGUAAAAUUGAAUGAUUAGUCAAUGUAUUUUUUCAAAAUCAAUUUGAAGCAUUUAUUUACUCAAUAAGAAUUCAGUAGAAGAUCAGUGGCAAUAUUUGAAAAUGCGUUUCUAAAAAAUAUUUUAAAAUUUCUUAGAAACUCUCAAUUGUAUCUUCAUUUCGAUAUGCAAUUUUCACUUAUAAACAUCAAGUAAAGAUUCCUUUGCCACAAAACAUGCUAUUUCAAGUAUUACAUUUUUAGAGGAGACUUUAAUUUUGUAUAAUUACCACAUCAUAAAUGAAAUUUCAAUUAAUGAAAAGUGAAUCCAGAUUGUCAAAACUUCAUAGGUUAUGGAAGCAGCGGAAAGAGCAAAAAUAUUGCUUAUAAGUCAUCAAGGUUAAAUAUAUGCAGCUAACGCUCUACUUUUCAAUAAGGGUUAGGAUCUCAUCAACCCAGUGAUUGAGAAGAAAAGCUAUUACUUUAUAUAUGCAAUAAAAACAAGUAGUCCUCUGAAAAUUUUUAAAAAAUAUUCUGUCAAUUCUUGUAAAAUAUAUAAAUCAUGCACAAGCAGCAUAUCUAUUAAGAUACCUUUGCUAAUAAUAGUUUUUUUUUUAAUUCUUUACAAGGCACUUUAACAAAGCAUUUUUUCACGCUUGUGAAAGAAAAGCAAAUAUGUGGAUCAUGCACUCUAAAAUAUUAUUUUAAUCUAUGCACUCAAAUUUAGAAUCUAUGCAACCUUAUGUAAGUAGAGUCUUAAUGUGUAGUAGAGUCUUUUCUUCGCAGGAAUAUAUGAUGCCACAAAACUCGACGCUUAUUAGACAGAAACCAUUUGUUUGUCAUGUGUGCAAUAAAGUGUUCUCUCUACGAGGGAGUUUAAAGAUACAUUUAAGAACGCAUACAAAAAAUCUGUAUGCUUGUAAUGUAAGCGAUAAAAUAUUUUCCCAACAAGGAAAUUUAAAGACAAAUUUACUGACACAUACGAAAGAGAAACUACAUAUUUGUGAGAUAUGCUGUAAAAUGUUUUCUGUACGAGGAAAUUUAAAGAGACAUUCACUGAUAUGCAAGAAAGCGUUUUUUCAUAAAGGAAGUUUCAAGAGGCAUUUAAGGAGGCACACGAAAGAGAAACCGUAUAUUUGUGAGAUUUGCAGUAAAGUGUUUUAUAAAAAAGGAGGUUUAGACAUGCAUUUAAGAACGCAUACGAAAGAGAAACCGUAUGUUUGUGAGAUUUGCAGUGUAGCGUUUUCUGGAAAAGGAAAUUUAAAGAGACAUUUAAGAACGCAUACGAAAGAGAAACCGUAUGUUUGUCAGAUUUGCAGUGAAGCUUUUUCUCAAAAAGGAACUUUAAAGAUACAUUUAAGAACGCAUACGAAAGAGAAACCGUAUGUUUGUGAGGUUUUCAGUGAAGCUUUUUCUCAUAAAGGAAGUUUAGACAUACAUUUAAAAACGCAUACGAAAGAGAAACCGUAUGUUUGUGAGAUUUGCAGUGUAGCGUUUUCUGAAAAAGGAAAUUUAAAGAGACAUUUAAGAACGCAUACGAAAGAGAAACCGUAUGUUUGUGAGAUUUGCAGGAAAGAUUUUUCUCAUAAAGGAAGUUUAGACAUACAUUUAAAAACGCAUACGAAAGAGAAACCAUAUGUUUGUGAGAUUUGCAGUGAAGCGUAUUCUUAUAAAGGAAGUUUAAAGAUACAUUUAAGAACGCAUACGAAAGAGAAACCGUAUGUUUGUGAAAUUUGCAUUAAACCUUUUACUCGUAAAGCAAGUUUAAAUAUACAUUUAAGAACGCAUACGAAAGAGAAACCGUAUGUUUGUGAGAUUUGCAUUAAACCUUUUACUCGUAAAGCAAGUUUAAAUAUACAUUUAAGAACGCAUACGAAAGAGAAACCGUAUGUUUGUGAGAUUUGCAGCAAACCUUUUCCUCAAAAAGGAACUUUAAAGAAACAUUUAAGAACGCAUACGAAAGAGAAACCUUAUGUUUGUGAAAUUUGCAGUAAACCGUUUUCUCAAAAAGGAAGUUUAGACAUACAUUUAAGAACGCAUACGAAAGAGAAACCGUAUGUUUGUGGGUUUUGCAGGAAAGCGUUUUCUCAAAAAGGAAGUUUAGACAUGCAUUUAAGAACGCAUACGAAAGAGAAACCUUAUGUUUGUGAGAUUUGCAGUAAACCGUUCUCUCAAAAAGAAAAUUUAAAGAAACAUUUAAGAACGCAUACGAAAGAGAAACCUUAUGUUUGUGAGAUUUGCAGUAAACCGUUUUCUCAAAAAGGAAGUUUAGACAUGCAUUUAAGAACGCAUACGAAAGAGAAACCGUAUGUUUGUGGGUUUUGCAGGAAAGCGUUUUCUCACAAAGGAAGUUUAGACAUGCAUUUAAGAACGCAUACGAAAGAGAAACCUUAUGUUUGUGAGAUUUGCAGUAAACCGUUCUCUCAAAAAGAAAAUUUAAAGAAACAUUUAAGAACGCAUACGAAAGAGAAACCUUAUGUUUGUGAGAUUUGCAGUAAACCGUUUUCUCAAAAAGGAAGUUUAGACAUGCAUUUAAGAACACAUACGAAAGAGAGACCGGACGUUUGAAAUAUAUGCAAUAAAACAUUUUCUUGUGGAAACAUUUUAUGGAAAUAUUUUCUGAUAAAUACGAAGCAUAAAGUUCUGUGUGUAAUAAAGUAUUUAAUGAAAAAGGAAAUAUGCAGUCCCAUUUACCGACCCAUUCUAAAAAAUAGCUACAUGUUCGUUGUGUUGUAAUAACGUAUUUUCUGGUCGAAACAUUGUAAGGAGGUAUUUAUUGACGCAUACAAAAUUAAAUUCGCAUAUUUGUAAGAUGUGCAACAAAACGUUUUCCUUGCUAGGAUGUAACUACAUUUCAAAUUUUUUAAAAAUAAUUAAUUUAGAUAUGGAAUUAGAAUUGAAAAAUUAAUUUUAUAUUCAAAGUAAUUGCUUUUAGAAUUAAAAUUUAUUUUUGAGUGUCUAUGUACGAAAGAUCUUUACGAUUGAUUGGUCCCUUAAUAAAAAUCAUAACAUUUGUGGUUAUAUAACACAUUCUUUAUGUAUGAAAUAUUUUUGCAAAUUUCUUGUGAGAAAAUUUACUAAAAAAAACUGUUGAAAAUGCUACAAAUUGUAUGCUUCAAGUGUAGGAAUAUGUAAUAUUAAUUAAUAUCAAAUCACUGGAUAAUUCCAAGACAAACUAAAUCAAUGUGAGAGAUGUUUUUACAAAGAUCAAAAUUGAAUUGUGUCUACCCUACUUUUUAAACUAUCUUUAUCUGCUACCUCUCUCUGACUUCUCAUUCUACUUUUGAAGAAAAAUAAAUUAUUUUAUUUUCGACUCCCUAGACAUCCAAUAAUUUUUAUGUAAUGAUAUCUUUAAAUCUGGAAAAGGAAGCUGUAAAACGAUUUGGCUGAAUUUUUAUCUAAAUUUUAAAAGUUAAAUAAUAUACAGGGUGAUCAAGAAAUAAAAGGAGGUGCUCAGAGCCGUGUGGCGUGUUAUGUAUUAGAUGAAAUACAACAAAAUUUGGUCAUCAUACACAUUAAAUUAUGCGGUUUUGAUUUAUCAAGACGGGAAAAAAAUUAGUCCCAAAAAAACGCCGAUAAGAGAAGUCCUGGCGCUGCAAGCGCAGAAUGUGUGGAAAAAGAAUACAUAACUGUCAGUGGAAACAGUAAAUAGCAACACACCAAAUACCAAUGAAAAGCGUUUAUUAUAGCUAGCUUAUUUACUUUCAAAUUUUGCUCAAGGUGACUACCAACUUGAUGUUCCAGUAAUUGCAUACGGUACAUGAAAUUUUCGAAGGUGGCUCGCAGCAUAUCGGCAUUUAUUCGUCUGACAUGUAACAUUAUUGAUCUUUUAAAGUAGGAAUGUCAGGAAAAUGUCCUUGGUACACAACGCCUUUCAAGUGAAUCAGAAUUGUCACAUAACCAGAUAUUGCCAAGAUUCAGAUCAGUGUCAUAAGUUAACGGAUGUUAUCUUAUACGGAUAAAAUUUCAGGAUCUUACCCAAUAUCUUCUGAUCGUCGAGAACGGGGUAUCUGUUUAUCGUGAUAUUGAUCGAGAACUGCUGGUACCCUGCUUAUUAGCUAUCCCUUGAUCCAUAACGGCAGUUGCAAAUUCAACUUGUUCCUGAUUGAUAACUUCACGUCCUCGGCCUGGUUGCACACCAAGAAUUCCUGUUGUUUCAAAUAUUUCAACUAUCCUUCGGAAGUUAGUUAUGGUCAUCUGUCCUGUACGUAACUGUUUUAACCGCCGGUAUUCAUGAAGAGCAGCACUGGCAUUUUCAUCCCGCUGGAUAAAACAGCUUGACUAAUGAGGCGCGUUCACGUAGUGACAAUGCAGUUGACGUGCGAAUUCUUGCAGAAUGACAUAUUCAACGCUUCCUUUUAUCUUCGACGUCAUGUCACAAUGUACCCGUAUAAGCAAAUUACAUAAUAAAGCUUUGGUACU